Molecule: messenger RNA, 3131 nt
Organism: Gaeumannomyces tritici R3-111a-1
Lineage: Eukaryota; Fungi; Ascomycota; Sordariomycetes; Magnaporthales; Magnaporthaceae
Exons: 2
Coding region: 185-2770 (861 amino acids)
Biological process (GO): regulation of DNA-templated transcription
Cellular component (GO): nucleus; Rpd3L-Expanded complex; Rpd3L complex
Source: RefSeq, a predicted model, not a curated record
GGACGUCGUUGAUCACGACCUCGCCUUGGCCAUCACUUCGCACCUCGAACUUAUCGAGCAACAAACCUCACCAGCCCCGCCACCGCUGCCUGCUUUGACACGGCGCAUCCCGUCGUAUCCUAUCGUAUAUGGCGACGAUUGCCAUGAUACACCUCGAACCUGCCACCCUUUAGGUUGCUACAAUAUGGCGGCUAUCAUGGCCACGCCCGCGCGCCAGGACGGGGAGCUUUCCCCCCGCCAGCAUGCGCCGGCAUCCAUGGAGGAUGCUAUCAACUCGCUCGGCUCCAUGAAGGACGGGCUGGGUCCCCUUGGAAUGAAUUCCCUCGACUUGCGCGCCGACCCCGAUGCGCAGGCCACCAUCACCGACUUCCUCGACUUUACCGAGUACCUCCCGGCCGACAUGACGCGCUCGUUGACCUUGAUCGGCAAGCUCGACCAGACCUAUAUCGACGCGUCCAAUAUCGUGCACAACCUGACGAAGAGCUGGGGCGAGCUCCCAAACACCCCCGCCGACGAGCGCCCACACCCGGUCCAGCUGAGGGCCGAGAUAUCCAAGAACCUCGGGCAUGUUAUGAGCUCGCGUACUUAUGCCCAUGCCGAGGCCGCGCGCAUGGCCGAGAAUGCCACCCGCCACUACAAUCGCGCCAAAAUCAUCGUCGCAAAACUGCAGACGAUGCUUGAGAACUACCCUACCGCAGAGGAGCAACAGAAGAGCCCCGUGCUGGCAGCCAAGACCGCGCAGGCCUCUCGUGCGAACAAGAUGGGUGUACGUCUCGACGGCCGCAAGGGGCGCAGCGGGCGUUCUGUGCCUCGCAUCACCGUCCCAGGAGAGGUCCUACCGCCAUACGACCUCGAUUUUGCAGCGUAUGGCACGGACGAGGAGAGCAGCUCCGAGGACGAGGACGAUGAGGAUGACGAGGAUGACGACGAGGCCACGGCUGCACCGUCGGCUCUGGCUUCUCAGCCGCGCGCCAAGGCCGUCAAGAACCCCAAGCCCCCAAAGACACCCAAGCCGCCCAAGGGCUCUGUCGCUGCGCAAGGCGUGUCGAGGCCGACCCAACCAGUCCCGCCAAUGUCAAGCCUGAAGCCACCACCAGAAAACGCUGUGGUUGGCAGCGCAGAUGCCCCGUGGCUUCAGCUUACCGCAUGGGAGCUCGCUAGACUCAGGAAACGUAUGAAGAAGAAUGCGCAGUGGAGUCCUAGCGACACAAUGAUAGCACGGGAGCUGAAGGCCCUCGGUCGGGGGCCCGAAGCAUACAACAAGGCGAAGCAGCUAGCGGAGGAGCAGGGAAAGCCCUUUGAGGCCACAAUCCCAGCAUCGAUACCUGGUGCCGACGGAGUCGAGCAUCCACCAAUGGGUGCGCUCAGCCUGGAUGCGGCGCUGGCCGCCGAGGACAAACAAUCAAACAACCGCGGCCUGAAGCUAAACGUAGCCAAGAAGCUCAAGAAAGAGAAUCUCGCCAAACUCGCCGCGGAGCUGGCGGAGGAGUCCGCGCGGAAGAUGGAGCAGGAAGUGAAUGCUUUGCUGUUUCCCACGCCUCAGAAGCAGCCGGAGAAGCCGGGCCCGGAACCUGCAAGUAGCAGAAAUCCACGCAAGUACGGCGGCCGCAAACGGAAGCGCGAUUCAGUAGCGGAGCCGGAGGAUGAGAAGCCUGGCAGCGGCGGUGGCGGCGGCGGCGGCGGUCCUGCGCCUGGCCCUGCGGAAACCCCGUUGCAGAAGCGCACCAAGACCGAAACCCCCGUUCCUCUUCCGCAGCAGGCCCCCAGCCUUGCUAGUGCAUCACAAGAAAGCCAACUACAGCCACCGCCCGUGCCCAACCCACAGUCCACCAGCCCGAUCCCCAUCCCUGUCUUGGCGCAGGAACAGCUUUCUGUGACUUCAGCACAGACGUUGUCAAACUCACCACCGGCUUCGGCAGUGACUGUCACCACUAUCGUGCCAGUUAAGCCCCCCGCAGACUUGGUGGUGCCGCCCCAGUCUCCCAAGAAGUCUACCACGCCCAUCUUGCCGCCAGUCAGAGAAACGCGUAAGAGCAGCCAAGCGGUCAAGAAAGAGCAGGAGCAGGAGCAACAGCAACCACAGCAGCAGCAACCACAGCAGCAGCAGCAGCAGCAGCAACAACAGCUUCAGCUGCAGCAAAAAGAAAUCAUGCUGCCCGUAGUGGUUGCGGCCUCCAGCAAGCCUGCCGGGUCGAGUUCUAGGGCAGGCACGCCGAGCGCCCUGGGAAGCAGCCGGCCUAGCUCACGAGAGAAGGCUGGAAGCUCGGAGCCCCCACAGUCUCUGGCCUCGGACCGGCCACGACGAACUAGUACCGCGCGUAACACGCCAGCGCCUGAACAGCGGCAGCACGGGAAACCGCAACGGCCUAAGCGCCCGGCACCCGGAGUCAUCAGCCGGACUAUUUCGGGCGGCAGCAGCGCGGUGGGGAAACGCAAGGCGCCCACAAAGAAGAAGUCGACGCGAGUAGCUUCCUUGUCUCAUAUCAGGAAGUGCGGAGGCGAUGCCGAAGGUGGUGAAGUUGAGGUGGACGAUGAAGGCAACGCGAUCGACCCUGAAGAGGAGAGGUAUUGUCUCUGCAACAGAGUCAGUUUUGGCACGAUGAUUCAAUGUGAGAACGUAGAGAACUGCAAACACGAGUGGUUCCAUUUGGAGUGUGUGGAUAUGGACAUCCUCCCGGCUAGGACGACCAAGUGGUACUGUCCAGCCUGCAGAAAGCUGCUCAAUAUCGGAGAGAAGGGUGAAGUCAGUGCCCGUGGCGUUAGAGCAUGAUGGCUCCCUCAAUAACAAUUCGAUGCGCUCCAGGGCUUUAUGCCGGCAGACCCGAUAUAAUCAUCGGGCAGGAUAGUCUGCACCCAGCCAGCCUACUACCUGCGUUCUGUCGUUGGGCAAGCUAUGUGCUUUCUUCUUAUGUCUUUUUUUUAUUAUCUCUUAUCAUUUUCUAGGGCGAGUUGCAAAAGUUCAAUGAUGUGCCAAUACGUUUAGCCAAGGAUGGGAUGGUUUCUCGGGAUGUUACUUUUAUCCUCUUUUUCUUCAUGUUCUCCUUGUUUUUGCCAGUCUACAAAGUUCAAAGACGGCCUUGUAGCACUGGCGAACCUUUAGAUUAAUCUGAAGUCCAACUUUCCGUGCGAUA